GCUUGAAAUCUAAAAAAGUCUUUCUUUGACAUUUCAUCUCUCCGAAUAGAGAGAGAGAGGAGGAGGCAUUCAUCGCUUUCAAGCUCUCGAGGGUCUUUCUUUGAAUCGAAAAAGGAAGAUGGGAAGAGAGAAGAGUCCUGGCUUGAAGAUCCUCUGGGUCUGGACUAUCGGCACUGCAGCUAUUUUAGUGACGAGUGUUGUCCGCACAAGAAUGCAGGACAUGCAAUCAAUGAUAAACCAGAACCAGGAACAAGCACCGAAACAAAACCAGAACGGAGGUGCAGCUGAUUCUUCCGUCUUAACGGAUGAAACGAUUCUGCCCGAGUCGGAUCGAGAGAUUGCGAAAGAACUUAAAUAAACAAGAGCUUGGUUUUUUCUUCUUUUCGCACUCUUCCUUUACGGUAGUCCAUGGACAGGAUGAAACAGCAGAUUUCAAUGGGUUUUUGUAUUUGUAGUUUGCGAAUAUGAUUAUAAGAUUCUAUUUAUGUUUCUAGGAGAAUAACUUGAAAAGUGAAUCGACCAAGAAGCUUGAUGAGGAGUGCA
Molecule: messenger RNA, 543 nt
Organism: Capsella rubella
Lineage: Eukaryota; Viridiplantae; Streptophyta; Magnoliopsida; Brassicales; Brassicaceae
Exons: 3
Coding region: 119-358 (79 amino acids)
Source: RefSeq, a predicted model, not a curated record